AUGAGCACUAUACUGUCACGGAGGGCUCCAAGGAUAGAAUAUGACAGCUAUGGCGAACCUAUUGUGCGGCCGCCUAUUGGUUCCAGCGAAUUAGAUGAGCCCGCUUUCGGCCUCCUGUUUGAUAUCGAUGGUGUGUUGGGACGCGGGGCCAAUCCAUUCCCAAAUGCCCAGGAAGCAUUCAAGCUACUUUGUGACCCAGAAGGCAAAGAACUCCGUGUGCCUGUGGCGUUCGUGACAAAUGCUUGCGGAAACGGUCCCGCGAAAGUUCAGCGGCUAUCUGAGUGGUUCAAUCUAGAGAUCGAUCCAGAUCAACUUAUUCAAGCACCCAGCCCAUUGACGGUUUUCAAGGAAUAUCAUCGAAAACGUGCACUGUUUGUUGGACAAGAGAACACGCUGGAGAUCGCUCACGAACUCGGGUUCAUGAAUGCGGUAUCCAUUGAAGACGUAAAAGCCGCCUAUCCCCUUUUGGAUAUGGUGGAUCAUGCAAAUCGCAGGCGCUUGCUGAAAGUCACCCCAGUUCCAAGAGCCCUGGACCGCAUUGAACUUAUUGUACUUCUCGGGGAGCCAACGCGUUGGGAGACUCACUUACAACUUCUGGUCGAUUUGCUCAUGACAAACGGAGAUCCAGAUCAAGUCCCGGUUUCGAUACCGGAAGAACACAUUCCUGUGAUCGCUUGUAACAUGGAUUUGGUAUACAUGGAUCAAGCGGUGCUGCCUCGUUUUGGCCACGGAGCUUUUCUCGCCUGUUUGCAAGCGCUGUAUCGUCAGUUCACAGGACAAAAGCUGAAGUACACAUCCUUGUUGGGCAAACCAAGUGAGAUCUCACUUCGAUUCGCGGAGCAUACAUUAACGUUGAUGUCCAAACGAAUGGGAUAUACGCGUUCCAUCGACCGGAUUUACUUUUUCGGUGACAAUCCGGACGUGGAUGUGUUGGGGGCGAAUUUGUACAACAAUUUUCUUCGUCGGUUCCGGCAUCUCUCGGGAGGCGACAAACACGGAAACGAUGAACACGCGCAACAUCAACGCGUCUCGGUGGCGCAAUCACGCACCGUUCCGCCACAAGCGGAUCUUCUUCCCCAGACUGCUCGUGGAAUCGAUGCUAUUCUGGUCCAAACUGGAGUGUACAGUCCCAACGUGAAACUCCAAAAUAGAGCAAACUACUGUCAUCGGGAUUUCCAAGGAGCCACCGAUUUGGUUUUACCCACAUUCGAAGUGAAAGACUGUCUUGAGGGUAUACAGAUGGUGUUGCAGCUACAAAACUUUCAUCCAAGCGUACGCGCGGACAAAGUGGAGCCAUAGCAAUACAGAAAGAGGGUGGUUCUAUGCAGUACUCCCUCUUUCUUCAUCAUCAUCAAGUUUAAUCGUUUAAUAUGUAAUGUCCGAUUCUUCUCUUCAGUCAUUUAACAGAAUAAAUUUAAUCCUAUCACGUCC
Molecule: messenger RNA, 1431 nt
Organism: Dicrocoelium dendriticum
Lineage: Eukaryota; Metazoa; Platyhelminthes; Trematoda; Plagiorchiida; Dicrocoeliidae
Source: the annotation of a GenBank genome assembly